Molecule: messenger RNA, 3789 nt
Organism: Megalops cyprinoides (Indo-Pacific tarpon)
Lineage: Eukaryota; Metazoa; Chordata; Actinopteri; Elopiformes; Megalopidae
Exons: 12
Coding region: 1-3789 (1262 amino acids)
Molecular function (GO): GTP binding
Source: RefSeq, a predicted model, not a curated record
AUGCCUGAGAAAGAGGGGGUGAAGAAGGAGGAAGAGGAGGAAUCAGAGGAGGAAAAGCCCCCACCUGCACCCAGGAGGAGGAACAGUAAAGACCCCCCUCCAAAAAUGGGUGGAGAGACUCCCAGUCUGGUCUCCCCAGCAGCUCCCUGUGUCUCUGAGCUCAGGCUGGUCCUGCUGGGUCGCACUGGGGCUGGGAAGAGUGCAGCGGGAAACACCAUCCUGGGCAGAGAGGAGUUUGUGUCCCAUGCCAGCUCACCUCCGGUGACCCUGGAGAGUGAAAAGAAGAGAGAGUGUGUUGCCGGGAGACGGGUGUCUGUGGUGGACACUCCAGACUGGUUCUGUCCUGCACUCUCUCUGGGGGAUUUGAGGCGGGAUGUGGGGCUCUGUUUUAACCUCUCCUCCCCAGGACCCCACGCCUUCCUCCUGGUCAUUCCAGUGGGCAGAUUCACAGGGGAGGAGAGAGGCGUGCUGGACAGGAUCCUGGGAGUGUUUGGGGAGGGUGCAGUGGGACACACCAUGGUGCUUUUCACCCAUGGGGAUGAACUGAGGGACAGGACCAUUGAGGACUUUAUCCAGACAGGGAGUGAGGACCUCCGCUGGCUGGUAGAGAAAUGUGGGAACAGGUAUCAUGUUCUGAACAAUAACAGCAUGGGAGAUGGCACUCAGGUCACACAGCUACUGCAGAAGGUGGAGGAGAUGGUGGCAGGACAAAAUGGCAGCCAUUACUGCAGUGACACCUACAUGAGGGCAGAAUCUAAAAUCAUAGGAUUGACCGAGAUGACUCCUGAUAUUGUAGCCAAGCGCACUGCCCUUGCCGAGUACAAGCGGUCGCCCACUGUGAAGAGCUUGCAGAUUCUCAGGGCCGCCAGGAGCAAGGUUCACCAGUCUGCCAGGCACUGCGCCAGCGAGUAUUGGACACAGCUCAGUAAAAACAUCCAGACCACCACCGAAAUGGGCAACAUCGGGGGGAUGUACGAUGGCAUCAGGAGAUUCGGACCAGCCCGGAACAAGACAGCUCCCCUCAAAUCCUCCACUGGGGAAGUUAUCACAGACAAAGCCCUUGACACCAUCGAAUGCCUGCCGAUCAUGGAAGAGCUUGACACAGAGCCGACGAGCAUGACUGAAUCCUUCCUCACUGAUAUGAAGGGGACUGUGCAGUUCAGUGGCAGCUCCUCUGAGCUCUUCAACAUCCGCAGCAGCGUCAAACAAGGCUGCAUGCUUGCUCCAACACUCUUUGGGACCUUCUUCGCUCUGCUCCUGAAGCACACCUUCGGCACUGCGACAGAGGGGAUCUACCUGCGUACCAGAUCAGAUGGCAGGCUUUUCAGCCUUGCCCGCCUCAGAGCCAAGACAAGGGUUACAGAGGCACCACCAGUCAUCUCCAUCAACGACUACGAACUCAAUGUCAUCCAUCAGUUCACCUACCUCGGAUCCACCAUCACCGACAACCUCUCCCUGGACACACAAAUCGACAAGAGGAUUGGAAAGGCAGCUAUAACACUUGCCCGCCUCACCACUCGAGUGUGGAAUAACCCCAAGCUGACGGUGAAGACCAAGAUGGCAGUGUACGACACCUGUGUCAUCAGCACAUUGCUGUAUGGAAACGAGUCAUGGACUACUUAUGCCAGACAGGAGAGAAGACUUAACACCUUCCACCUGAGAGGCAUCCGUCAUAUCCUGGGCAUAUCCUGGCAAGACGGAGUGCCCAAUGCCGAGGUCCUGUCUCGUGCUGACCCUGCCAGCAUGUUCACUCUGCUCAGACAGCGCAGGUUGGGCUGGCUGGGCCACGUCCACUGCAUGGAGGAUGGCCGCAUCCCAAAAGACAUCCUCUAUGGGGAGCUGGCAUCUGGGACGAGAACCAAUGGUCGCCCCAAACUGCGUUACAAGGAUGUCUCCAAAAGAGACAUGAAGCCGCUCGAAAGUAUCUGUGCAAUUCAGGAAGCUGAAAACGAAAGGGCCUUCAUCAAGCCAAAGACGAGUGUGAGAAGAAUGGCAUCGGCUAAACCCCCCCUCCUCCCGGAGCUGAGGCUGGUGCUGCUGGGAUGGACAGACAGUGGGAAGACCUGCGCAGGAAACACCAUCCUGGGCAGAAAGGCGUUUCUCACACAGAAAUCAACGGAGGAGUGUGAGAGGCAGCAGGGUCAUGUCAAAGGGAGGGAGGUGACUGUGGUGGACACACCAGGCUGGAAAAGAAUCGCGCCUCUAACGUUUUUCAGGAAGGACAUUGUGCGUGGCGUGGAGCUGUGCCCCCCAGGGCCCCAUGCCCUCCUGCUGGUGCUCCGCCUGGACAAGGAGGUGGAGGAGAAGUCUCUGGAGGAGCUGCUGGCCCUCCUCAGUGACAGAGUGUGGAGACGCACCAUAGUGCUCUUCACCCAUGCUGACACAGGGGGAGCCAUCGAGCACCGCAUCGCCAGCAAGGGGAAGGCCCACCAACGGCUUCUGAAAAAGUGCGGGAACAGGUACCAUGUUUUUAACAAUGUGAACUGGGGCAACAGCUCUCAGGUAACAGAGCUGCUGGAGAAGAUCGAGGGGAUGGUGGAGACAAACCAAGAAAAAUUCUUACCCAGUAGAGAUGUCAGUAAAGUGUUAUUCACCAAGAGAGAAGAGCAGAGGGGAGACAGAGAGACUCAGAGAGAGGAAACACCAGAGAACAGGGGGAUGAAAGGGGACCAGGAGCAGACGUUGGAUAAGGAAGAGCUCCCUCCAGUGGUCAGGAGGAACAGCAUGGAAAUCCCUCCAAAAAAGAGGGAAGAGGAGACCUGUUUCCAGACAGAAGAGACAGCAAUGAUGCCUCAGAAAGAGGGGAUGAAGAAGGAGGAAGAGGAGGAAUCAGAGGAGGAAGAGCCCCCACCUGCACCCAGGAGGAGGAACAGUAAAGAACUCCCUCCAGAAAGAGAGGGGCUACACAGGGCUCAGAGGAGGAGAGAAGACCUGGAGAUGCUGGCACAGGAGAUACCAACCAAGAUGGACCCUCAACAGGAAACAGAGGAGCUCACACUUCCUGUUAAAAGAUGCAGUGAUGUGGGUGGAGAGACUCCCAGUCCGGUCUCCCCAGCGGCUCCCUGUGUCUCUGAGCUCAGGCUGGUUCUGCUGGGUCGCACUGGGGCUGGGAAGAGUGCAGCAGGAAACACCAUCCUGGGCAGAGAGGAGUUUGUGUCCCAGGCCAGCUCACUUCCGGUGACCCUGGAGAGUGACAAGAAGAGAGGGUUUGUUGCCGGGAGACGGGUGUCUGUGGUGGACACUCCAGACUGGUUCUGUCCUGGAUUCUCUCUGAGGCAGAUGAGUUGGGAUGUGGGGCUCUGUUUUAACCUCUCCUCCCCAGGACCCCACGCCUUCCUCCUGGUCAUUCCAGUGGGCAGAUUCACAGGGGAGGAGAGGGGCGUGCUGGACAGGGUCCUGAGAGUGUUUGGGGAGGGUGCAGUGGGACAUACCAUGGUGCUUUUCACCCAUGGGGAUGAACUGAGGGACAGGACUAUUGAGGAGUUUAUCCAGACAGGGAGUGAGGACCUCCACUGGCUGGUAGAGAAAUGUGGGAACAGGUAUCAUGUUCUGAGCAAUAACAGCAUGGGAGAUGGCACUCAGGUCACACAGCUACUGCAGAAGGUGGAGGAGAUGGUGGCAGGACAAAAUGGCAGCCAUUACUGCACUGACACCUACAGGAGGGUAGAAUCUGAAAUCAUAAAAUUAAAGGAGCAGUUACUGACAGGGAGACAGGAGAGAAGGAAGAAUGAAGAGGAGAGGGUGAAGGAGAAGAAUGAGAAGGAAAUGCAGAACUAUCGCAAUUUAUGA